Molecule: messenger RNA, 563 nt
Organism: Portunus trituberculatus (swimming crab)
Lineage: Eukaryota; Metazoa; Arthropoda; Malacostraca; Decapoda; Portunidae
Gene: RpL21
Product: 60S ribosomal protein L21-like
Exons: 4
Coding region: 33-515 (160 amino acids)
Biological process (GO): translation
Cellular component (GO): cytosolic large ribosomal subunit; ribosome
Molecular function (GO): structural constituent of ribosome
Source: RefSeq, a predicted model, not a curated record
UCUUCCUUCCCUGCCUCGUGUAAGCCGGCAAGAUGACGAACUCUAAGGGUUUGCGGCGCGGUACGCGCAACAUGUUCUCCCGCGCCUUCAAGACCAAUGGCACCGAGCACCUCUCCACCUUCCUCAGGGUGUACAAGGUCGGCGACAUUGUGGAUCUGAAGGGCAACGGUGCUUUCCAGAAGGGGCUGAUCCACAAGUGCUACCACGGCAAGACUGGACGAGUCUUCAACGUGACCCAGCAUGCCGUUGGUGUCAUCGUUAACAAGCGUGUCAAGGGAAAAAUCCUGCCCAAGAGGCUCAACAUCCGCGUGGAGCACCUGACCCACUCCCGUUGCCGUGAGGACUUCAAGGCACGCGUGAAGGAGAAUGACCGCAUCAAGCACGAAGCAAAGGCCAAGGGAACCAAGGUGAUCUGCAAGCGUCAGCCAGCCCAGCCCCGCCCCGCACACAAGGUUAACAUCACCAAGAACAAGCCAGAGUUCCUCACGCCGCUCCCCUAUGAGUUUAUCGCUUAGUGGUGGUGUUUGGAGGGUUCGAUAAGGGAAUAAAGGCCAUGCGGUGAU